CGCAAUGGAUGACAGAUGGGACCAACGGGAGCACCUGGGCCCAGGUGGCGGUGUGAGUUAGUAUUGAGUAAAUGACGCGGGAGACGAGCAGGACGGCAGCCCACACAUCGUCUUCUUCGGUUCGUCUCUGCUCUGCUGCUGGGAUCACCGUCACCGGCAACCGCGAGGGAGGGAGAGGGACAGAGCGAAGAGAGAGAAAACUGAAGAAACAACAUUUUCCGUUUUUCUUGCUUAGUGAAACCAGUGGAAGAGGGAGAGAAAAGAAGACGAAGACGACAAUAUAAGUAAAUAAAAAAAAGGCAGCGAGCGAGGUGGGGAAAAAGGGGCGAGUUGAUAGAGAGAAAGAUAGAGAGAGAAGGCGAGGGAGGCAGGGAUCACGAGGUGUGCUUCCUCCUCCGCCCAAUCGGGCCCAACCAAAUCCCGCCAGCGCCGCCUCCUUUAUACUCCCACCUCUUUCCCGGAGCUUCUUGGAUCACGGGACGCGCGCCGCGGGCCGGUACGCUGCUGGUGCUGGACCGCUCGACUCUCGCCUACCAGCUGCUGCUUUGGCUGGCGCGCCGGCGAGAGAGAGAGAGAGAGAGGGACGCGACGGCGAUGGACCGGGCGGCGCUCACCGUGGGCCCGGGGAUGGACAUGCCCAUAAUGCACGACGGCGACCGCUACGAGCUUGUCCGCGACAUCGGCUCCGGCAACUUCGGCGUCGCGCGCCUCAUGCGCAACCGCGCCGACGGCCAGCUCGUCGCCGUCAAGUACAUCGACCGAGGCGAGAAGAUUGACGAGAACGUGCAGCGGGAGAUCAUCAACCACCGCUCGCUGCGCCACCCCAACAUCAUCCGCUUCAAGGAGGUCAUCCUCACCCCGACGCACCUGGCCAUCGUCAUGGAGUACGCCUCCGGCGGCGAGCUCUUCGAGCGCAUCUGCAACGCCGGCAGAUUCAGCGAGGACGAGGCGCGUUUCUUUUUCCAACAACUCAUAUCAGGGGUCAGCUACUGCCAUUCCAUGCAAGUAUGCCAUCGUGACUUGAAGCUAGAGAACACCCUGUUGGACGGCAGCACCGCGCCUCGCGUCAAGAUAUGUGAUUUCGGCUACUCAAAGUCAUCAGUUCUACACUCUCAGCCCAAAUCUACCGUGGGAACUCCAGCAUACAUUGCUCCUGAGGUUCUUCUGAAGAAGGAAUACGAUGGGAAGGUUGCCGACGUGUGGUCGUGUGGGGUAACCCUCUACGUGAUGCUGGUCGGCGCGUAUCCAUUCGAGGACCCAGACGAGCCUAAGAAUUUCAGGAAGACGAUCCAGAGAAUACUGGGCGUGCAGUACUCGGUUCCAGACUACGUCCACAUAUCUCCGGAAUGCCAGGACCUAAUCUCCAGGAUCUUCGUCGCCAACCCGUCCACCAGGAUCACCAUGCCCGAGAUACGGAGCCACCCUUGGUUCCUGAAGAACCUCCCGGCCGACCUGGUGGACGACAGCGCGACGACGACGAGCAAGCAGUACGAGGAGCCCGAGCAGCCGAUGCAGGGCAUGGACGAGAUCAUGCAGAUCCUGGGCGAGGCCACCAUUCCGGCGGCGGGGUCCCGCGGGCUCAACCAGUUCCUGAACGACGGCCUGGACCUCGACGACGACAUGGAGGACCUGGACUCGGACGCCGACCUCGACCUGGAGAGCAGCGGGGAGAUCGUGUACGCUAUGUGACGGCGCCGAGUGCUCAGCGACGAGGCAAUGUCUCGUUGCGCUCGCAGGUUGCCGAGAUAACUAGAGAGACGGAGAGGGUGGGUGUGUGCUGCUGCUGCCUGCAGCCUGCGUGUAGUUGUGUGCUUUCAGGUCUCUGCUGCUCAUGCCUGAUGCCGUCGUUCGUGAUGGCCCCUUUUUACCGUCCUGUUGUGUUUGGCCGUUGUUAUUUGGUGCGCCUUCAGUGCAGUGUUUUGCAACGGUUUAGCCAUUUGGAAUCGCUACUGCUACAACCUCGUUCAUCCGAGAGGACCCUUUGUUUCUGCAUCCCCAGCGAUGUACUUGUAUUACUACACUGUAUCAUAUGUUAUAUUUGGUGUAGGAAAAUAAAGGAACUCCAUUGCCCGUUCUCUGUC
Messenger RNA from Zea mays, 2081 nucleotides. The record is from RefSeq and is a predicted model, not a curated record. NCBI's taxonomy places the organism in Eukaryota, Viridiplantae, Streptophyta, Magnoliopsida, Poales, Poaceae.